Molecule: messenger RNA, 297 nt
Organism: Knipowitschia caucasica
Lineage: Eukaryota; Metazoa; Chordata; Actinopteri; Gobiiformes; Gobiidae
Source: the annotation of a GenBank genome assembly
AUGAUUGAAGACUUGAAGAAAGAUCUAAUGGAACAGCAAGCCUUGGAGUUACGUUCUGAAUGUGACGAAACAUCGGAUGAGGACCAUGAGCCUCCCAGGAAUUGGAGCAACCUGCCAGCUGUUGUUCAAAACUUAAGACACAUAACUGAGCAGCUUUCAUCGUUCUCAAAGUCUUCCUCUGCCGAAUCAACACCUGUGCGACUAGUGCGAUCUGAACACUUGCCUGUAUCCUCUCCUGCAUCUCCUCAAGAGGAGUCUGUUGACAUGGGUACGCUCGGUCGAGGUUUCCAUCUUUGA